AUGAGAUUUACGCCGAAUAUAAUCGGAAUUUUAUUUAUUUCAAUACUUAUUGAUUUUUUGGAAUUUACGAUUAUUUUACCAUUAUUACCCAAAAUAUUAACUUAUUAUGGUAGUGGAACAGACAUUAGUCAUGAUUCACUUUAUGUUCAAACAAUGUCGUUUGUUAAAUUUAUUCAAGAUUUAACUGGUGCACCAAAUGAUCCAAAAUGGAAUUCUGUUUUAUUUGGAGGUAUUGUUGGUUCACUAUUUUCUUUUCUUCAAUUUUUCUCAUCGACAUUAUGUGGUGCGGCAUCCGAUCGUUAUGGUCGAAAGCCAGUACUUCUUCUAUCAAUGAUAGGGAUAUCACUUUCAUACGCUGUUUGGUGUAUUUCAUUUAAUUUGACCGUAUUUAUGAUUGCACGUAUUAUUGGUGGACUUUCAAAGGCAAAUGUUGCUAUUAUAUUAGCUAUUGUAUCGGAUUCAACAACAGAAAAUGAAAGAAAUCGAGCAAUGGCAAGUGCAUGGAUUGGUGCAGCUUUUUCACUUGGUUUUAUAUUUGGACCAUUACUUGGUGCUUUAUGUAGUCAUUUAGGUACUAUCUAUUGGCCAGAAUCGACCGUGAUAUUUUUUAUUUUUCCUGCUAUUGUUUCACUUAUAUUAUCAUUGAUAAAUAUUGCAUUUGUUAAUCAAUUUUGCCCAGAAACAUUACCACAAUCAAAACGAGAUGGAAAACAAACAACACUUACAGAUGUUUAUAAUGCGAUAUUACCUUGGAAUCUCUUUAAAUUUAAUGCUAUACAUAAUGUUAAAUCUCUUGAUGAUAUUACUAUUCUACGUCGAUUGGGUUUAGCAAGUUUCUUAUAUAUGAUUAUAUUUUCUGGUUUAGAAUUUACAAUAACCUUUCUUGUCUACAAUCGAUUCAAUUGGAAUAGUAUGCAACAAGGGAAAAUGUUUUUUAUUAUGGGUUUAUGCAUGGCAUUGGUACAAGGUGGUUAUGUUAGACGAAUACCACAUGGAAAAGAAAUUACUUCAGCUAUGACUGUAAGUAUAAUAAACAAGAAGUUUAUUAACAGAUCUAUUUUUAGAGAUUAUUAAGCAAUUUAGAUUAGACUUUUUUUUUAUUUUGAUCGAUUAUGACUUUAAUGAGUAUAAUACUAAGAUGGAAUACGAAAAUGACAGUUGUUUUUUUGUAUUCCGAUAAACAUGUUAUCUGGAUAAAAAGUUAUUAGAGUUAUAGAGUUAGAAAUGUACAUGGCGUAGUUGGAAAACUAUUCGAUUGUAAAUGAUUGAUAUUGUCGUUGUUAUAGGACAUUGGUGUAAUCGUUUUUUUUUCAAGAAAUAACAUAUUCUCAUUGUAUUUUAAUCUAGAUUAAUUAUAUAUAAGAAGAUUUCUGAUUUAUUUGUCUUUAGCUAUAAUCAUGAUUUCUAAUUUGAAUAAUUCUUUUUGUCUCGU
This is a messenger RNA of Adineta steineri, 1432 nucleotides long. The record is from the annotation of a GenBank genome assembly. Lineage: Eukaryota; Metazoa; Rotifera; Eurotatoria; Adinetida; Adinetidae.